Molecule: messenger RNA, 2251 nt
Organism: Gasterosteus aculeatus aculeatus (three-spined stickleback)
Lineage: Eukaryota; Metazoa; Chordata; Actinopteri; Perciformes; Gasterosteidae
Gene: serpinh1b
Product: serpin peptidase inhibitor, clade H (heat shock protein 47), member 1b
Biological process (GO): negative regulation of endopeptidase activity; collagen fibril organization
Cellular component (GO): endoplasmic reticulum
Molecular function (GO): serine-type endopeptidase inhibitor activity
Source: RefSeq, a predicted model, not a curated record
UCAGAAGAUAACCAUCUUCCCAUUCAGGGAGGAAUGCAGAGGCCGAACGGGAGUCUUUGUUUUCGCAGCUUCCUUUUUUUUCCCCUCAUUUUAACGCGUUCUCUUCAAAUCUCUUCUAUCUCUGCAGCUGUCUGACCUGCACAUCGGGUGUGGUUAUUUUUGAUUUGUUGUUGUUUUUACUGGUUUAUUGAACAGCUGACAUGAUGAACUUUUUCUCCAUUGGGUCACAAAGACAUCCAAGUGUCUGAUUGUGAAGGAGGGAGGACUUACCUGUGUAAUAACGACUCAAAUAAAUGUCUUUAGUGUGAGGACUGUAAACUAGGACAUGAAAUGCAGAAAUGGGGCAGCACAGAGCCUGUCUAAUGUUUCACUGCCUGCUCUGUGGAGAUUGUUACGUACACUUCUUGUCUUUCAGAAUGAAAAUUGCAGAGAUCAAAACUUCUCAAGGCUUCCGCAGCUGCUUUUGGAGACAGACAGGAUGUGGAUGACUAACCUUGUAGCCUUUUGUCUGCUGGCCGUCGUGGCCUCUGCAGAGGAAAAGAAGCUAAGCAGCUACGCCACCGCGCUGGCUGACCACAGCGCCAAUCUGGCCUUCAGCCUCUACCACAACAUGGCAAAGGACAAAGACACAGAGAACAUCCUCCUCUCCCCGGUGGUGGUGGCCUCCUCUCUGGGCAUGGUGGCUCUCGGUGGCAAGGCCUCAACCGCCUCCCAGGUCAAAACCGUCCUCAGUGCCGACAAACUCAAGGAUGAACAUCUGCACGCGGGCCUGUCCGAGCUGCUCUCCGAGGUGAGCGACGCCAAGUCGCGCAACACCACCUGGAAGAUCAAUAACCGCCUGUACGGCCCCAGCUCCGUCUCCUUUGCUGACGAUUUUGUGAAAAACAGCAAGAAGCACUACAACUACGACCACUCAAAAAUCAACUUCCGGGACAAGAGGAGUGCAGUGAACUCCAUCAACGAGUGGGCAGCCAAGUCCACAGACGGCAAGCUAACCGAGAUCACCAAGGAUGUGCAGAACACAGAUGGGGCCAUGAUCGUCAACGCCAUGUAUUUCAAGCCUCACUGGUUUGAGACAUUCAAUGAUCAAAUGGUGGACAACCGUGGUUUCCUGGUCACCCGCUCUUUCACCGUGGGAGUUCCCAUGAUGCAUCGCACUGGUCUGUACGACUUCCACGAGGACAAAGAGAACCGCCUCUUUGUGCUGAACAUGCCUCUGGGCAAGAAGGAGGCCUCUAUGAUCCUCAUCAUGCCCUACCACCUGGAGCCCCUGGCACGCCUGGAAAAACUCCUGACCAGGAAGCAGGUGGACACCUGGAUCAGCAAGAUGGAAAACAUCGCCGUGGCCAUUUCUCUUCCCAAAAUCGCAUUGGAGGUCAGCCACAACCUGCAGAAACAUCUGGCUGAGCUUGGCCUGACCGAGGCCGUGGACAAAUCCAAGGCGGACUUGUCCAACAUCUCCGGGAAGAAGGACCUGUACCUGUCCAACGUCUUCCACGCUUCGGCCCUGGAGCUGGACGUGAAGGGAAACCCCUUCGACACCAGCGUCUACGGCUCCGGCAAGCUGACGAACCCACGACUUUUCUACGCCGAUCACCCCUUUGUGUUCCUGGUGAAAGACAACAAGACCAACUCCAUCCUGUACAUCGGCAGAGUGGUCAAACCGAAAGGAGACAAGAUGCGCGAUGAGCUAUAAUGUCGGUGUUGUUACGGGUAGCUUUUGUUAAUUCUGAAACAAUGUGUGUAUAUUUGGUGUAUGACCGUUACCUCCUGAGCACAUUCCAAUUGGCAUCCUGUGGACUGAGCACCUGAGCUCGCUGUGUCGGGACGCACUAAACUUUCCCAGGGAACAGUUCUGUAUGAACAUAAGGUCGCAGACGUAUGACAUUCCACAUCCCACAUAUUUUCCUCAUUUAAGAUCUCCAUAAAGAAAAAGCGGACAACAGCUUAUAUUAAGUUUCGACAUCCUGUUUUUGUCACUAUUGCAAACCAUGUGCGCUUUCUUCUGUCAUCUUUAAUGUUUAAGGGGGAAAAAAGGUCUUUGCACUUCAUGAACUCAGUUUUUUAUUUUUGCCUUCGGUCUGCACUGAAUUAGGUUUGCAGAGGGACGCUGGCGACAGUCUGGUGCUUCACACAUGUUCACCUGCCAACCACGUUGUGCCAUUUUUUUUUCACUGUUUUCCACAAAGAAGCUGUUGGAAUUGUGUGUUAUGUAAUUAUGUGUUGAUUUUUAAUAAAUAAUAACAAAGAG